GUGGCUAUUUAAACCCCUUUCUGCAGGUCCAGGUGCAUCGGAGCUGAGGACUGAAGAGCCAUGAUGUUCCUCCUCCUGCUGCUGCAGCUGGCAAGUGCUGUUGUGCCUUCCUUUGGUCAGAAUGCCAGCGGUUCGAUCAACAACAAUGGCAUCUGUGAAUGCUCGGUCAUAUUGCCGGACAACACCUUCCCAGUGGUAAGGAUGGAAUAUUUGGAAAGAACAUCACGGAAACUCAAUAUCAGCGUGCAACUUGAAAUUAGCAAGGUGAGGGAAUACACACACACUAUGUCGGUGUACGCGUCCAGGCUGGUGAACCUGACCCGGCGUGUGGAGAGGAUCGAGACCGGGGGCUCCUACACCCAGCUCGACUUUGAGCUGCUCAAGCUGGAGAUACGAGAGCUGGUGUCCCUCACCUCCCAGCUGAAGCUCACACUCAACGGCAGCAACACCAUCAUCAACCAGCUCUACAAAGAGAUUGAGAACAUAUCGCUCACCGUCAGUAAGUUGGAGUCGUACGAUAAACUCAACGUGCUGGCGAUCCGUCGGGAGAUCUCUUCGCUGAGGCUGAGACUCAGCGACUGUGAGGAGGAUCGAGCUGCCUCCACACCCAAGCCCAUCGACUACGGAAGCUGCCAACAUGGCGGUCUACUCAACAUAUCUGAGCCGUUUGUGAUACAGCUGAACUGGAAAGGAUCUGGUUCUAAGUACGGAGGCUGGGGCAAGGAUUCUUCACCUCUGCCCACUAAAGAGGCCCUCUACUGGGUGGCACCACUACUGAACGAACAGAUACUGACCACCUUCAGGCUCUACGCUUCAUUCGACGAGCUACUGCUCACCAGGAACCCGAUCGAUAAAAACCUGGUGAUUCCUGGCCGCCGCCCAAGCUAUGUCAAGACAGGGCAGGGCAGUGGGAUGGUCUUGUACAAUAACUCCUUGUAUUACAACUGUUACACCAGUAGGGACAUGUGCAGGUAUAACGUAGACACCAACGUACUCGAGAGACAGACUCUGGUUGGGGCAGUCUUUAAUAACAGGUUCUCAUACCAGGGUGUGAAGUACCAGGACAUGGACUUUGCGGUAGAUGAGUCUGGAGUAUGGGUUAUCUACUCCACUGAAGAAAAUGCUGGCAAUAUAGUUAUUAGUAAGCUCAACGUGACCUCCUUCACUGUAGAGAGGACAUGGAUCACCAAGCAGUUCAAACCUGGCGUCUCCAGUGCCUUCAUGAUCUGUGGGGUGCUGUACGCCAUUAGACCUGUCAACACAAGGGUGGAGGAGAUUUUCUUUACAUUUGACACCAGGACCAGUGAGGAAGGUAGGAUCUCUAUAAAGAUGAAUAAAAUGCUGGAGCUUCUGCAGAGUGUCAACUACAACCCAUCCGAUCACAAGCUGUACGUGUACAAUGAUGGCUACGAGGUGACGUACAAUGUGAUAUUUAAACCUUAUGCCCCUCCAGCCAACAAAAGAUAAUGCCAAUACAUCAACAGCCUCAACUACCUCCUCCGGCAGCUCGUUCCAUACACCCACCAUCC
Amblyraja radiata (thorny skate) is the source of this 1529-nucleotide messenger RNA. Its product is annotated as olfactomedin-4. The coding region runs from base 61 to 1467 and encodes 468 amino acids. Lineage: Eukaryota; Metazoa; Chordata; Chondrichthyes; Rajiformes; Rajidae. Gene Ontology annotation, biological process: signal transduction. The record is from RefSeq and is a predicted model, not a curated record. The transcript has 5 exons.